Physeter macrocephalus (sperm whale) is the source of this 3634-nucleotide messenger RNA. RefSeq names its product RB associated KRAB zinc finger (gene RBAK). Gene Ontology annotation, biological process: negative regulation of transcription by RNA polymerase II. The transcript is spliced from 6 exons. Bases 246 to 2390 code for a protein of 714 amino acids. Gene Ontology annotation, molecular function: DNA-binding transcription repressor activity, RNA polymerase II-specific. NCBI's taxonomy places the organism in Eukaryota, Metazoa, Chordata, Mammalia, Artiodactyla, Physeteridae. The record is from RefSeq and is a predicted model, not a curated record.
CGCGCCGCUCGCGUUUCUUAUCCGUGCCCGGGUCAGCGCUUGCUUUCGUUCCCAGGCUCUGGCCUCCGGCCCAGAGCCAGUUCCUCGGGCCUAGUGGCUUCGGGAGGCGGAGAGGAGGGACCCCGGGAGAGGACCGCGCCGGAGGAGCAGCCCCCGGCCCGGAACCUCGGGAGCCCGGGGCCGGUCAGCGCGUCCCGACGGGGUCCACCGUUUACAGUCUACGAUUUUUCCAAGAGCAGCAGAAAAUGAAUGAAUCCCAGGGGCCGGUGUCAUUCACGGACGUGGCCGUGGACUUCACCCAGGAGGAGUGGCAGCAGCUGGACCCUGAUGAGAAGACAACCUACCGGGACGUGAUGCUGGAGAACUACAGCCACCUGGUCUCCGUGGGGUACGACAGCACCAAACCGAACGUGAUCCUCAAGUUGGAGCAGGGAGAGGAGCCUUGGGCAGCAGAUGGCGAGUUCCCGCGGCAGUCUCACCCAGAAGAAGUCUGGAAAGUUGAUGACCUGAUGGAGAGAGCCCAAGAAAAUAAAGACGAAUGUUCAAGGCAAGCUGUUUCUAUCAACAGCAGAACCCUGACUGAGGAGAGAGAGGUUGCAUUUGAUAAAACUUAUAACAUGGAAAUAAGGCUUGUUCCUUCAAACCUAAUGUCUCAUAAUUGUGUCUCAUGUGGAAAGACUUUGGGAUCUACUUCAGAGUUAAUUAUUAGUGAUGGAAGCUAUGCAAGAAAGAAACCUGAUGAGUGUAGUGAAUGUGGGAAAACAUUUCAUGGAGAGAAACUCUAUGAAUUUCAUCAGAAUGGGGAAGCCUUUUCUCAAAAUGAAGAAAGUAUUCAGAAAAUUAGUAUUUUGGAGAAACCCUUUGAAUAUAAUGAAUGCAGAGAAGCCUUAGACAAUGAAGCUGUUUUCAUUACUCAUAAGAGAGCUUAUAUGGGGGAGAAGCCCUAUGAUUGGAAUGAUUCUGGAUCAGGCUUCAUCCAGAUGUCAAGUUUUAAUGUAUACCAGAGAUCACAGAUGGAAUUGAAGCCCUUUGAAUGCAGUGAGUGUGGAAAAUCCUUCUGUAAAAAGUCAAAAUUCAUUAUACACCAGAGGGCUCACACAGGAGAGAAACCUUACGAAUGUAACGUAUGUGGGAAAUCCUUCAGCCAAAAAGGAACCCUCACCGUACAUCGGAGAUCACACUUAGAGGAGAAGCCCUAUAAAUGCAAUGAGUGUGGGAAAACAUUCUGUCAGAAGUUACACCUCACUCAACACCUGAGGACUCACUCAGGAGAGAAACCCUAUGAAUGUAGUGAAUGUGGGAAAACCUUCUGCCAAAAGACACAUCUCACCUUACACCAGAGAAACCAUUCAGGAGAGCGACCGUAUCCAUGUAACGAAUGUGGGAAAUCCUUCUCCCGCAAGUCAGCCCUCAGCGACCAUCAGAGAACGCACACAGGAGAGAAACUUUAUAAAUGUAAUGAAUGUGGGAAAUCCUACUACCGAAAAUCCACCCUUAUUACACAUCAGAGAACACACACAGGAGAGAAACCCUAUCAGUGUAGUGAAUGUGGGAAAUUCUUUUCUCGGGUGUCAUACCUCACUAUCCAUUACAGAAGUCAUUUAGAAGAGAAGCCCUAUGAAUGCAAUGAAUGUGGCAAAACCUUCAAUCUAAACUCAGCCUUCAUUAGACAUCGGAAAGUACACACAGAUGAGAAACCCCACGAAUGUAGUGAGUGUGGAAAGUUCUCAUAUCUCACCGACCAUCACACAACUCACUUGGGAGAGAAACCCUAUGAAUGUAGUGAAUGUGGGAAAACCUUCCUUGAAAAUUCAGCCUUCGAUGGGCACCAGUCACUUCCCAAAGGGGAAAAGUCCUAUGAAUGUAACAUAUGCGGGAAAUUGUUCUCUGAGCUGUCGUACUAUACUAUACAUUAUAGAAGUCAUUCAGAAGAGAAGCCCUACGGAUGUAACGAAUGUGGGAAAACCUUCUCCCAUAACUCAUCCCUCUUUAGGCAUCAAAGAGUCCACACAGGAGAGAAACCCUAUGAGUGUUAUGAAUGUGGGAAGUUUUUCUCUCAGAAGUCUUACCUCACUAUACAUCAUAGAAUUCAUUCAGGAGAGAAGCCCUAUGAAUGUAGUAAGUGCGGGAAAGUUUUCUCCCGGAUGUCAAACCUCACCGUACACUAUAGAAGCCAUUCAGGAGAGAAGCCCUAUGAAUGUAACGAAUGUGGGAAAGUCUUUUCUCAGAAGUCAUACCUCACUGUGCAUUAUAGAACUCAUUCAGGAGAGAAACCCUAUGAAUGUAAUGAAUGUGGGAAAAAGUUCCACCACAGGUCAGCCUUCAAUAGUCAUCAGAGAAUUCACAGGAGAGGGAAUAUGAACGUACUUGACAUGGGAAUGCUCCUCUGAAGUCAGAUCUCAUUUUAGAAAACCCUCUGCACAUAAUGAGUAUGGGAAGUCAGUCGGGAGUCAGAUAUCACUGUCUGAGAGUUCAUGUUUCUGAAUGAGGAAAAGCAUUUAGGUGUUAGAUUUAUUCUAAUCUGAAUUUUCAUAGAGAAGAAUCCCUAAAACUGCAACAAGAAGCAAAGCCUUCAGCAAGACCCUACAACUCAUUGGACACUAGACAGUUUAUUCAAGAGUGAAACUCUAUAAAUAUUUAAUAUUUAUUUUCGAUUCCAAUUGUAUUCACAUAUCAGGGAAUCAUACCAAGGCGAAACCUGUCAAAGUGAUGAAUGUGGAAAAUACGUUGUCUUGGAAAUUGUUAUACUAAAAGCCAUAUUUCUGAUAUAAAAUCAGAUGUUUUUAGGAAUGAUAUCAGAAGCUAUCAGCUCUGAAUAAAUCUUCAUUGCAGAAAAUGAAGUUUUAAAAUCUUCUGGAGUUGAUUAUGAAGAUUGUAGCAUUAAAUAUGUAUAUGGUGGUUUCUAUCACGUUUCCAAAAUGUGAUUAAUUCUAUGCAACUCUAUGCAAGUUUGGAUUUGAAUAAUUUGUGAAAAGGCAGUAUUCUUAUUUGAGUAUUAAGAUGGCAAAAUGUACUAAUGUAGGAUAUAUUGUUGGUGAGGUGUUUGAUAGGUACAGAAUAGUUAAAUACAUAGUUUUCUGUUCUUUAGAGGCAUUUACAAAUGGUUUUUAAUGAGUGCUUCAUCAAGAGAGGAACCAGUGACUUUUGUAAAGUUUCCAACUGCAUUUGAGCAAAAAAGACUUAAAAAUACUAUUUUCAUAAACUAUGCAUAGAUGAUUUGGAAUCUAGUCUGUUCAGUGAAGGAUGGCUGUACUGCUCAUGCUCUAUAACAUAGGCCCAGCUCUCCUACCACUCUUGUUUUUUAACCCAUAGGUUUGAGUGUGCAGUAUGCCACUAUUUUGUAAUUCAGAAGUUUUACCUGUGCUUUUAUUUGAUACGAAUACAGUGUCAUUAUUUUGUGCACUGCCUCUUAUUCGCAGUAUUUUGGAACAAAUUAAUGCAAGCUUCUAACAGACAUUUUUUGUUGAUUAACCUCAGUGUCCUUCCUCUCCUCUUUACUUGCUGGGAUAGUUUAGGAAUCUACUAUUCACAAGACACGGAGGGUAAAUCCUGAGUAAUCUAAACCAGUCAUGCUAAUUUCAUGAUCACCAGUAACUCGUUUAUGGUGGUCACAUGACCAAAUCCUAGGCUAACA